UAUUUGGAGUUUUCCUGAUCUUGUUGGAUGUGGCUCUGAUCUUUGCCGACCUAAUUUUCACUGAUAGCAAAGUUUAUAUUCCUUUGGAGUAUCGUUCUAUUUCUCUAGCUAUUGCCUUAUUUUUUCUCAUGGAUGUUCUUCUUCGAGUAUUUGUAGAAGGGAGACAGCAUUAUUUUUCUGAUUUACUUAACAUUUUAGAUACUGCCAUUACUGUGAUUAUUCUGCUGGUUGAUGUCGUUUACAUUUGUUUUGACGUUAAGUUUCUUAAGGAUAUUCCUAGAUGGACACGUUUAUUUCGACUUCUACGACUUAUCAUUCUGAUAAGAGUCUUUCAUCUGGCUCAUCUAAAAAGACAACUUGGAAAGCUGAUAAGAAGGCUGGUUUCAGGAAACAAAAGGCGAUACAAAAGGGAUGGAGUUGACCUAGACCUCACUUAUAUUACAGAACGUAUUAUCGCUAUGUCAUUUCCAUCUUCUGGAGGCCAGUCUUUCUAUCAGAAUCCAAUUAAGGAAGUCAUACAGUUUCUAGACAAAAAACAUCCAAACCACUAUCGAGUCUACAAUCUAUGCAGUGAAAGAGCUUAUGAUCCUAAGCACUUCCAUAAUAGGGUCAGUAGAAUCAUGAUUGAUGAUCAUAAUGUCCCCACUCUACGGGAGAUGGUAGCAUUCUCCAAGGAAGUAUUGGAGUGGAUGGCUCAAGAUUCUGAAAACAUCGUAGUGAUUCACUGUAAAGGAGGCAAAGGAAGAACCAGAACUAUGGUUUGUGCCUACCUGGUUGCCACUGAAAUAUUUUUAACUGCAGAGGAAAGCUUGUACUAUUUUGGAGAACGGCGAACAGAUAAAACCAAUGGCACUAAAUAUCAGGGAGUAGAAACUCCUUCUCAGGCUUCUGUUGCUUUUCGGAAUAGAUAUGUUGGAUAUUUCGCACAAGUGAAACAUAGCUACAACUGGAAUCUCCCUCCAAGAAAAACACUAUUUAUAAAAAGAUUCGUUAUUUAUUCGAUUCAUGGCGAUGGAUAUGAUCUAGAAGUCCAAAUAGUAAUGAAGAAAAAGAUUGUCUUUUCCUGUACUUCCUUAAACAAUUGUCGGGUAUUUCAUGACACUGAAACACACAGGGUAAUAAUUGAUGUGUUCAACUGUCCACCUCUGUAUGAUGAUGUGAAAGUGCAGGUUUCCUCUUCGGAUUUUCCUAAAUACUAUCACAACUACCCUUUUUUCUUCUGGUUUAACACAUCUUUAAUACAAAAUAACAGGCUUUAUCUACAAAGAAAUGAAUUGGAUAAUCUUCAUAAGCAAAAAACAUGGAAAAUUUAUCAACCAGAAUAUGCAGCAGAGACAUAUUUUGAUGAGAAAUGACUUAAGUUAUUUUGUAACUGGUACCUGAUUAAGUAUAGUUCCCCGCACCCCUUCUGGGAAAGAAUUAUGUUCUUUCCAACU
Molecule: messenger RNA, 1436 nt
Organism: Pongo pygmaeus (Bornean orangutan)
Lineage: Eukaryota; Metazoa; Chordata; Mammalia; Primates; Hominidae
Product: phosphatidylinositol 3,4,5-trisphosphate 3-phosphatase TPTE2-like
Exons: 15
Coding region: 129-1355 (408 amino acids)
Biological process (GO): dephosphorylation
Cellular component (GO): cytosol
Molecular function (GO): phosphatidylinositol-3,4,5-trisphosphate 3-phosphatase activity
Source: RefSeq, a predicted model, not a curated record